This is a messenger RNA of Alternaria burnsii, 1317 nucleotides long. RefSeq lists its product as uncharacterized. The coding region runs from base 1 to 1317 and encodes 438 amino acids. The record is from RefSeq and is a predicted model, not a curated record. Lineage: Eukaryota; Fungi; Ascomycota; Dothideomycetes; Pleosporales; Pleosporaceae. The transcript has a single exon.
AUGUUUCGGUCGGGCUAUGAGGGCGCAAGGGACAUUCCCCGGACCCUGGAACGGCCAUGGACGCCGCCUGAGAUCGAGGACGAAUCCAGCCCGCGACCAGAUUACUUUAACAUCUACGGUACCUCACCUCCACAAUAUCCUACCGCAACAGAGCAGCGCUGGCUGAAAGAGGCCAAACGCAUACCCGACCAGCCUUCCUGGGUCACAGAUAGCUUCGGACUGAACACGCCCACGACAGGCCCACGACCGAAACCCAACUCCCGACUCACAGAACCAGCGCCAUACACACCUACGCGGUUAUACUACGACGAUGCAUCGCCUCCACCGUCCAAAGGCGAACUGCGCUAUCCCUACACGCCCGACAGCUCGCGCGUACUGCGUCGCAACCACACCGAGCGCCCCGGCUCUCCAACGCCCUGGGCCGACGUAUCAGAAGGAACGUCGUCGCCCGUGCAGAACGCCCUCUCGUCGUGUAUCGCGCACUUUGAGAACCUCAUCCAAACACACCAGCCUGACGAAGACCAACUGGAAUACAUAGUCGGACAAUUCGAAGCCAUGACAGCCCAUCUCUCCACGCCCAGCGCACACGCCAGCGAGACGCACGACAAGGGGUCUUCUUCCUCCUCCUCUCGAGACGUUGGUCAGGGGCUCGGCAUCACACAAGCAGAGGGUGAGAAAGCGACGCUUCAUGAAGCCCAAACGCUGCAGCACGAGGCUUAUGUUUCGCAAGUAGGCAACUACAUCGCGGGUGUGCAAAAGUACAUUUACGACCUCAAAACGCGCAUGGACGAGGUCAAGACGCUCAAUCGCAUUCAACUCGACGUCAUCAACGAUUUGCGCAAGCAGAUGAAAUUAGUUCGCCAGAGUCUGCGCGACGACUUGGACAAGAGCCAGCACUACUACCACCAAGAUGAUCUUGUAAAGUCCGUCUUCUCGGAUUUUGAGGCUGGGAAUCAAGCUUCACAAGACGAAGAUGGUGAGAAAGAGGAGGACAAGGAGAAGAAGGAGCAGGACUCGAAGAAAGAAUCCAUGCUAGACAGUUGCAUGACGCUAGUCGAGGAGGAAGUUCAAGAUUUGUCCCGCGAGAUUCACGAAGAGUACUCAAAGUUGCUGCGCAGUACUGUUGACACGCUAGUUGCGGAUGAUGUGCCGUCGUCGUCGUCGUCGUCGUCGUUGCCAUCAGCAUCAGCAUCAUCACUGUCCAAGAGGAAGGUCAUUCACAUCAUCCGCUCGCCUCCUCCAAGACGCAGCUUUUGGGCUUCCAUGGGCGAAGCAUUGGAUGCGGUUUCGCAUCUGCUGCUGGAAGACGGCUCGUAA